AUGGCAGCAGACGACGGCAGCAUUUGCGUUGCAAUAGACGGCGUGGCAACGAAGCUGACGCCGAUCGUCAAUGACGAUGGGAGCCAUGUUUGGCAAGAGAACGGCUAUGCGUACAGGACAGAAGGCGGGACAGUUAUGUCCGUAGUGCUUGCGGAUCAGCAGCCGCCUACCGGCACCCAGUCGCCAGCAGCAGCAGAAACGGCGGCACAGGAGGCACCUGCAGAAGUGGCACGGGGCGUGCCGGAAUCAGAUACCACUGAACUGUGGUCUGAAAGCAGGACACGGUUCCUGAUUUCGGACUACAAGGAAAAGAAGGCUCUUCUUGGGAAAAAAGGGGGCUUCCGGACGAAGAAGGCACUGUGGCAAGCCCUUGCCAAUGCAAUAAACAAAUGCUUUGAUUGCAAUGUGAGCCCAAUUCAGGCCGAAAAUAAAUGGAAGAGUUUAGAAAGGGCAUACAAACGAGCAAAGACGAAGAACAACUCCUCAGGCCAUUCGCGCGUCAACUGCAGCCAUGAAGAGGAGCUAGGUGAGGUACUGGAGCGCGAGCAUCACAUUGCACCCCCAUUCCUUUUAGCCCCAGGAAAAGUAAUACAGGCUGAAGAUUUAUGGUAAGACUGCCUGAGCUUAAUUAUGGAGCAGUUCCAAAAAAAUUAUGCAGCAGUUCCAAAAAGUGUUUUCAACCUA
Messenger RNA from Dermacentor andersoni, 684 nucleotides. RefSeq lists its product as uncharacterized. The record is from RefSeq and is a predicted model, not a curated record. Lineage: Eukaryota; Metazoa; Arthropoda; Arachnida; Ixodida; Ixodidae.